AUGCUUUGGAUUUGGACUUUGCUGGUUACGACGGCGGCGGCGGCCAGUGUGGACGAGCUGGUCGGGACCUGGACCACCAAGUCUCGCAACGUUUUCACUGGACCAGGCUUCUACGAUCCACUUCAAGACCGAUUCCUCGAGCCUAACCUAACGGGCAUCUCAUACUCUUUCUCCGCGGAUGGAUACUAUGAAGAGGCGUUGUACCGGGCCCUAGCCAAUCCCGCCGACCCGUCAUGUCCGUCCGGAAUUAUGCAGUGGCAGCAUGGUUCAUACGAACUGUUCUCCGAUGGCUCCCUCAUCUUGACACCGAUUGCCAUCGAUGGGCGCCAGUUGCUCUCGGAACCAUGCAGACAGGGCAUCAGCAGCUAUACACGAUACAACAACACGGAGCAAUUCAAGGGAUACUCCGUUCAAGUCGAUGAUUUCCAUGGCAUUCAACGCCUCGAUUUAACUCAAGCAGAUGGCAAGAUCAUGCAACCCAUGUAUCUCGCCUACCUACCGCCCAAGAUGCUCCCUACCUCAACUUUGAACCCGAUGCCUAGGGGUUCUCGCAAGAAGCGUGACUUGUCCGGGUCUGGCUUUCGUCUGGUCAUUAAAGAGGAGCUCAUCAACCCGGAUCGAUGGUGGUGGUUUGGUGUAUUAAUGACUUCUCUCGGAGGAUUGGCGUUUUUCUGCUCGUAA
Messenger RNA from Penicillium brasilianum, 681 nucleotides. The record is from the annotation of a GenBank genome assembly. Lineage: Eukaryota; Fungi; Ascomycota; Eurotiomycetes; Eurotiales; Aspergillaceae.